AUGGGUAAACAAGGACCUUGCUAUCACUGUGGAGUUUCAAGCACACCACUUUGGCGUAAUGGGCCACCUGAGAAGCCAAUUUUGUGCAAUGCAUGUGGUUCUCGAUGGAGGACAAAGGGAACACUUGCAAAUUAUACCCCUUUACAUGCUCGAACAGAACCCAAUGAUUAUGAAGAUCAAAGAGUUUCGAGGUUAAAGAUUGUAUCAGUGAAUAAUAACAAAGAAGUGAAAUUGGUUAAACGAGAGCAGAACCAUGAUAAUGGUUAUUCUGCAUCUCGAUGGCUCACCCCUGAAUAUAAUCAAGGAUUUCAAAAGGCUGUGGAUGAGGAUACAAGUAAUAGAUCAAGUUCAGGGUCAGCCAUCUCUAAUUCUGAAAGCUGUGUUCAAUUUGGUGGCACCGAUGCUAGUGAUUUGACAGGUGCUUCUCAAUCAGUGGUCUGGGAUACUGCGGUGCCGUCAAAAAAGAGAACAUGUGCUGGUCGUCCGAAGCAUUCUUCUGUUGAGAAGCUCACAAAAGAAUUGUGUAAUAUUCUUCACGAACAGCAACAACAGUCUUGUUUUUCAGCUUCUUCUGAAGAGGAACUUCUUUAUGAAAAUGAAGCGCCAAUGGUCUCAGUUGAGAUAGGACAUGGAAGCAUGCUCAUUAGGCAUCCUAGCUCUAUUGCUCGAGAUGAAGAGUCUGAGGCUAGCUCUCUUUCAGUUGAUAAUAAACAGUGCUUAAUGAAUGAGGCAUAUUCGUGUUAUGGUCCGAUUCCCAUGCUUAGUGAUUACACAGGCAUGAAUUUCUCUUCCCGGGGAGUUGCAAAGGUCGGAAACUCAGCUGGCCAAAGAAUGAAGCAAGAGAAACUUGAGAGGAAAAAGUCUCUGCUUGAAAAACUAGAAGUUCUUGGAAAUCAUGAUUCACCACUGGGCUUAAUAAAUUCAAAUGAUGUGGUGAACUAUGACGAGUUUUCAAGAAACUUGACAGAUGAAGAGCAGCAGCAAUUACUGAAGUAUCUCCCUGUGGUUGAUGCUGCAAAACUUUCUGAUAGCCUUAGUAUUAUGUUUGAUAGUUUUGAAUUCAAGAAGGGGCUAACUUAUUUUCAGAAAUUUCUCAGGGAAGGUGUAUUCGAUGACUCUUUGUUGGGGGCAAACCCUGAAGACUGUAAGACACUGAAAAGGCUUGCAUUGUCUAAUCUGUCGAAGUCAAAAUGGGUAGAACACUAUAAUUUUCUCAAGAGUGGUGGAAACAAAGCUGGAAAGUGUGAUGAUAUGGAAUCUCCUGCUGUGGCAUCAAGUAAUGUUGCAAAUGUUAAGAGAUUGCGUGUCGGCCAAAACCAAAAUUUUCCAGAAUUGAAGGCAACAAUGAGGAGUCCCAAAAGGGUCAUCAUAAAAGCUAGCAGUGGCGGAAAAGAAAUUGUAGACAGCUCUACCAUCAGUGGUGGCAACGAAAUUGUAGACGGCUCUAACAUCUUUGUUAACGAGAGUUCUGAUAAUGAUCUGCUACUAGAUUUUCCAUCCAACAAUUCUUUUCCACAGGCAGAGCUCUUGCUCCCAACUUCUAGCUUGGUUGCUCAAGGAAGCACCAGUAGCAGCUCGGUACACUCUCGUGUUACUCGUCCUUAA
This is a messenger RNA of Lathyrus sativus (Indian pea), 1605 nucleotides long. The record is from the annotation of a GenBank genome assembly. NCBI's taxonomy places the organism in Eukaryota, Viridiplantae, Streptophyta, Magnoliopsida, Fabales, Fabaceae.